AUGGCGGAUGCACCUCUGUACAAGCAGCGCCGCAAGUACAUCAGGGAGCUCCACGACGUCCACCUCCACGGCAAUCACAAGCUCCACGUCCUUUGCACAAGCAAGGGCAAAGACGUGGACAAGAUGUUGUCCACGUUCAGGAGGAAGCUCGGCAGAAUGCCCGUCAAACUAGUCGGCGUUGAUGUCGAGUACACACACUACGAGAAGCCACAGCAUGCAGCGGUACUACAGCUAUGCGUAGAAAAAGAAUGCCUUGUCUACCACAUAUCUGCAGCUAAAGACAGGCCAAUGGAACUAGACAAAUUCCUGAUGAAUGAUGAGUACACCUUCGUCGGAUUCGCUAUUGAAGGAGACAAAAGCAAGCUGAAGGUAUCUGGUUUGGAGAUCAACUCCAACAACUACAUUGAUAUUCAGGUGGAAUGGAGAGACCCAUACAAUAAAAAGAAGUUUGACUCUUUGGCUGAUGUUGCUGGCAGGAUGAUAGACAUUGACUACCAUGACAUGAAGAAAAAAAAUUAA
Triticum turgidum subsp. durum (durum wheat) is the source of this 519-nucleotide messenger RNA. The record is from the annotation of a GenBank genome assembly. NCBI's taxonomy places the organism in Eukaryota, Viridiplantae, Streptophyta, Magnoliopsida, Poales, Poaceae.